GAAACCAGAAACGUAGGCACAAGCUACCUGUACAUCUUAACUAAAGAUGUUGCCUGCAGUGUGCACUACAGCCUUGGUGACUCUCUUGGUUCUCUCCGCUCCAGUCUCCCACUGCAAUGGGGAGAAGCUGAUGAAACUAGCCAUUUCCUGGCCGACCUCGCUGUGCAAUACCGGCACCAAGUGCAAGAACAGCCCGCCGAACCGGUUCAGCGUUCACGGCCUCUGGCCUCUGUUCAAGGGCACCUGCGGAGACAACAACGUCGACUGGAACACAUUCCCAGAGGCCACCAAAACCAGGAUGGGCACAGACUGGGGCAGCUACAGCACCAAGACGAACCAGCAGUUCUGGGACCACGAGUGGAGCUCCCACGGCAAGUGCUCCGGGCUGUCCCCCAGCGACUUCUUUCAACAGGGACUCAAUCUAUUUGACAAGGUGAAUCUGGGUGCGCGGCUGACCGCGCUGGGAAAGUUUCCCCAUGGCCAGACGGUGACCAAAAAAGAUGAUUUUCCGGGAACCAUUUCAAGUCUGGCGAACAAGAAGCUGGUCAUCCUGCUGUGCAACAAAGACAAGGCGGGGAGCGUGGUGCAGCUGUACGAGAUCGAUAUCUGCUUCGACUAUGAUUCUGCAAACAAGGACUAUGCGGAUUGUCCGAAACCAAGCCCCAGCUUGAAGUCUCUGUGCCCCGAAAGCUUCAGGCUGACGAAGGGCGCCAGUAUUGCCGCUGCUAUUGAAUCUGCCGUUCCUCUGCUUUUGCCUAGCCAAGCUGAGUGACGUGAAGGUGCAGCUGGCAAGAGCUAGCGCUAGCUAGCUAUGGGUGACUGCUGCCUUCUCUUUCUUUCUUUUUCUUUUUUCAUAUAGUUUUACAGAGAUGAAGAUGCAUGCUAGAUAUAUGACGCACCAUGCAUAUCAGAGUAUGUGCUGCAUGCAUGUAAAUUAGUAAGACUGCUUUUACUAAUAAAAUUGCAGUUACCCUUUGUUUUGUUA
This is a messenger RNA of Malania oleifera, 985 nucleotides long. RefSeq names its product ribonuclease S-7-like. Lineage: Eukaryota; Viridiplantae; Streptophyta; Magnoliopsida; Santalales; Ximeniaceae. The record is from RefSeq and is a predicted model, not a curated record. Gene Ontology annotation, molecular function: RNA binding; ribonuclease T2 activity. The transcript has a single exon. Gene Ontology annotation, biological process: RNA catabolic process. Gene Ontology annotation, cellular component: extracellular region. The coding region runs from base 47 to 772 and encodes 241 amino acids.